Molecule: messenger RNA, 1128 nt
Organism: Salpingoeca rosetta
Lineage: Eukaryota; Choanoflagellata; Craspedida; Salpingoecidae
Exons: 6
Coding region: 141-581 (146 amino acids)
Biological process (GO): trans-Golgi to periciliary membrane compartment transport; microtubule anchoring at centrosome
Cellular component (GO): centriole; centrosome; spindle pole
Source: RefSeq, a predicted model, not a curated record
UGUCGUUCUGUCGCACCAGGACCGUUGCGGAAAGGAAGGACACACACAGGCGCGCACACACACACACACACAAACAAGACACUCACACACACAUACACGCACGCACACACACAUACACACACAUACAGACACACACAGCCAUGUCAGCGACGCUGCAGGCGGCUGGCGUGGGAGCCAGGCUGGAGCCACCAGCUGUCAUCAUUGACUACAUUGAGCGAGCAACAGGAAGGAGACGAAGACGGAUCAUUCCCGUGAGACGCAAGUACAACGAAACGCCCACCCAACUUCUGGACAUGAUGCGACUACAUCACGAGACGUACCUCGACUGCAUUGGCGAGACAAAGGUGUUGCAGGCGCUGCAGGCGCUGGUGGAUGCGAUGGACAAUGUGAAGGAAGGCAACUUAAACGUGCUGCCAGAUGAGGUGCUGGAGGCAAAGAAGAAGGAGAUGGAUGCGGACUUUGAGCGCAACCGCGUGAGCAAAGACAGCACCGACUUUGAAUACGACGUGCAGAAGGAAUUUGGGCCUGCAAAGGAGGCGAGUGGGUGGGAUUCAGACGGCUCAGAGGACAGCGAGUGGUGAUGCAAAUGCACAUGUCAAUGUAGUGAAGUGCGCGUGUGUGCAUAACAGUGUUGUCGCUGUUGUGCUGUCAUGCUGUCGUUGUACACGUUCAUCACUGCGUGCUGGGCGCCUCUUGUUCAAAUUAUGUUUCAUGUUACAUCUGAGACACGCACCCCUUGUCACGCAAGCAGGCUGCUGGCUGUAUCCUUUUCAUGCGCGCGCGCGCUGUGUGUGUGUGUGUGUGUGUGUGUGUGUGUGUGUGUGUGUGUGUGUGUGUGUGCGUGUGUGUGUGUGUUGCGCACCUCUCUCACAUGCAAGCAAGUGUGCAACGUUCUUUCCUCCUUCUGUUUUCUUGCUGUACAUAUGACAGUCGUGCCACCGCGACGCACAAAACAGUGAACGACGGAAACACGAGACAACAGCAACACAUGUGCAUGAACGUGACAACGGCAACAAGACAGCAGACAAAGCGUUCCCUGACACCAGAGAGAAAAGCAUCAAAUAUAACACAUUGUGUCGGCAGCAAGCAAGCGCACCAACAAAGAGGCAGCAACAGCAGGAUGUGGAG